Molecule: messenger RNA, 1287 nt
Organism: Rhipicephalus sanguineus (brown dog tick)
Lineage: Eukaryota; Metazoa; Arthropoda; Arachnida; Ixodida; Ixodidae
Product: U11/U12 small nuclear ribonucleoprotein 48 kDa protein
Exons: 9
Coding region: 214-1239 (341 amino acids)
Cellular component (GO): cytosol; nucleoplasm; U12-type spliceosomal complex
Source: RefSeq, a predicted model, not a curated record
GCUUUGUUAUGGCGCCUUUCGCUCAAUAAGCCAUUUCCAUGGAGACGAUAUACUUUGUUCUCAAGGUGAAAUAGCGUGCUGGUUUGCACACCAGCAAGCUCGUAAUCAAACCAAACGUUACGAAGGCAGUUUACAGCUGCGGCUGGGAAGAUCUCAUGCCUAGUGCCUACUUCGCUAGCUGGCCACUCUAACUGUGGUGCGACACGAUUUUCCAUGGAUUCGAGUCGUGAGAACCAGCUGAGAAAACUGAAGUCGCUGAUACGAAGCAGUGAAGUGCAGUUAACAGCCGUACUAGAGAAAUUAAAAUGGUCGAAGGACGAGGUCCUUAAGAAGAAGGGAUAUGUCGUGUGCCCUCUAGAUCCAGGGCACACAAUGCCCGAGGCAUCGCUAAGCGCACACCUUGACCUGUGUGCUUGGCUCAAGGAGGGAUAUAGCAGACAAGAUAAGGAGGCUGCCCCACCAAGCUCACACUUCUUUUAUACAAAGUCCAAAUCAGUUGUUCCUGUGUUAAUAGACAGAGAAACCCAAAGCAAGAUAAUAACUGAUGCAGCAUUCAGAGGAGAUGUUCCAGCCGAAGUUUGCCAGAAGGUGAAGAAUGGCGUGCCACUGACGAUGGAGCGCUGCUUUUCGGAGCUCACUGCUGCGGAGAGGUUUGCAGUCUACAAUUACGUGGUCGAGCGAGCAAAAGCAACAAACAAGGCAUCUGCUGUGAAGCUUGAGGACCUUCAAGUCGACUUUGAAAAAAAGACCAACAAAGAUGAACAACAUCCACCCAGUGAUCUGGAGUUGAAGCGUCAGAUGCGAGACUACAAGCGUCGAAGGCAGUCUUAUCGCGCAAAAAAUGUCCACAUCACACAGAAGACAUACACGGAGAUCCUCAGAGAGGUGAUUGAAAAUCAGACAGAGUAUCUCAAACAACUUCAAACAGAAAAUGAUGAAGCAGCAGAGUCUUCACCAAGACCUGAAGAAAAGGAUGAUACCGAAAGGCAGCCACUGUCUCGUGCGUCAGAGUGGAAGGAUAGGAGAGAGUCAUCCGUGGUGUCAUCAAGGUCAUCCAAACGGAGGCGCAGUCGUAGCCCCGAUAAUAAAGAUGCCAGCAUAGAUAGGAGGCCUUCCGAUGAAGCCCACAGCAGACACAGGUCAACAGAGCGUCAUGAGCACAAGAAGCAUCAUCGGUCUCAUCACAAGAGUAGACACAAGCACAAACACAAAUCGAAAGACAUUGAAGCCACGGAGUAGCACCAUUGUUAUUUCUAGUGCUUGAAUAAAUUUGUAUUGCUCCAGCGA